AUGCAUCAUCAAAAUAGAUUACCAACAAUUAAGAACACUAACAAGGAAUAAAGAUCUGAUUCUUUAGAUUUACCUACAAAUAGAUAAGUAGUGAGAAAAGAAACUUCUUAAAGUUCUGAAAGAAAUGUUAAAAGCACUGAAAACAAUAGCUAGGCUAAUUGUAUUUUAAUAUUAUAAAAGUAGAAAGAAUAGAAUAAAAGUAUAAUUCUUCUUCAAGAACUUAAAAUAAAAACAUUUAAAUUUAAGAUGAAAUGAAUUCUCAUUAUUUAAGGUAGAAAACAGACAUUAGUUCUCAUAAAUUUAAAUUAUAUCCAGUAAUAAAUGAAUACUAACAUCAAAAAAAUAAUCACUAAAACAAAUAAUAUUAAAAUUUAGAUGAAGUAGUGUAAGAUACUAUAGAUAUUUAACAAAAUAAAAAAUAUUAAACUUUAGAUACUUAAACUGAAAGAAAUCAAUAAGAUUAAGUUAAAAGAUAAGCCUCUUUAUAAUAAAAUAAAGAUAAAUCAAUUAAACCAGGAAGAAAUUUGAAAGGAAUUAGAUAAUUUGCUGGUAAAGCUGAGAAUUUAUUAACUAACUUUUACUUUUAAAAUAAAUGGUUGAAAAAAUUAAAAUCUAUUUUCUAAGCAGCUAGAGCUUUAUGUAGAAUAUAGAUUUUAGUUAGACCUAAAAGAGAAUAAUGGGAUAUGGCAAUAUCAAAAGAAAUUGAUUGUAAAUAGGAAUUAUCUUUUAAUACUACAGUUAAUGCAAUAAAAAUUAAAUAAUGGUGUUAAAUGGUAUUUACAAAGGCUUUUUCUAUUAUUUAAUCUGAAGCUCUUGAUGAUCACAAAUUAAAUUUUAUAGUAUAUCUAUUUAAUAAAAAUAGGAAAAUUAAUUAUCACCAUUACAAUUAGAUCAUGCAAUUAAUAUGACAACUUAAGUAUUCUGGUAUUUUAUGACUUCAUUUGAAUUAUUUACUAAUCAGAAAUUAUUUAUUAGAGAAUUUGGUUUAAUUAUGUAUAAAGAUCUUUUUGAAGAUUAAAGAAAAUUCUUUAGUAAAUUUGUAACUAAACGUACAUACUAUUUAUCAAAAAGGAAUAAAAUUAUCACAGAUGAAUAAAAAGUAAUGAUUUAUUCAGAAUCUAUAAUACACAAUUUAUUAUAAGGUUUAAUGUUAUCUGUUAAUAAUCCAAAAGUGAUUAAUAUGAAUAAACCAAAUAGUAUAUUUCUUAUUAGAGUAUUAAUUACUUUAUUACAAUAUUUAUUUAUGAAAACUUUUACAGAAUUACCAAUAAUCAAUGAUUUAAGUGGUAAUUAUAAAUUAAUUUAAUUUAAAUUAACAUAAAUAAAUAAAAAAGAUUUCGCUUUAUAAGAAUGUAUUUAAGUAGAGAAAGAAGAAUUAAUAAUUGGUACUUAUAGAAUGGAUGAACUUAGUCCUUUAUUCUCCAAAGUUUCAUGGCAUUCAUCAAUUAAAAAAUGUUUUAGAAGAAUACUUAAUAAUUUAUUUCUUUAUAAAUUUUGA
This is a messenger RNA of Paramecium pentaurelia, 1498 nucleotides long. The record is from the annotation of a GenBank genome assembly. NCBI's taxonomy places the organism in Eukaryota, Ciliophora, Oligohymenophorea, Peniculida, Parameciidae.